Molecule: messenger RNA, 1509 nt
Organism: Pundamilia nyererei
Lineage: Eukaryota; Metazoa; Chordata; Actinopteri; Cichliformes; Cichlidae
Gene: rab42a
Product: RAB42, member RAS oncogene family a
Exons: 2
Coding region: 321-1118 (265 amino acids)
Biological process (GO): Rab protein signal transduction
Molecular function (GO): GTP binding; GTPase activity
Source: RefSeq, a predicted model, not a curated record
UGUGCAAUUAGAGAAAUAUGCUGUAAAUCCAGACCAUCGUCGGAAGUGAAUAUAGGCUACUUCAGAACCAAGGACAGCAACACACUGCGUGUUUUAGGGUUUGUGAUAUCAAUAGUGGACGAUAUAUUAAAUAAAUGGGGGUGGUUAAGGAAACUCUGUGCAAAACAUGCCCAAGACGGACCUCAUAUAGAUAUAUUGUUCUGUUUUUGCUGCUUUUAAACUUCCUAUAAGAUUCUUUUACAAAAUACACAGGCCAGAUUAGGUUGUAGCGGGUUUAUUGGAGUGAUAUUCGACUAGUAGAGCAUAGGUAAAUCUAUCACAUGACUGCUGCGGCCGCUCUGUGCUCCGCGUCUCUUCCUGAACAGAAGGCAGUAGCAGCAGCUGGGGCUCCAUGUAAACACGCCGCGCGCAGGGCUUUGUUUCACACACACUCACUCCGCAGGUAUCUUCCCUCUAGUCAUGCCAUGGAUAUUUUGUGGCAAUAUCAGUUUCGAAUCAUUCUACUCGGGGAUUCCACAGUGGGCAAGUCCUCGCUGUUGAAGCGUUUCACGGAUGGAAUUUACAGCGAUGUGGCGGACCCGACGGUCGGGGUAGAUUUUUAUGCCCGCUCGCUUGACAUCGAACCCGGGGUGAAAAUAAAGCUCCAGCUCUGGGAUACGGCUGGCCAAGAACGAUUCAGGUCUAUCACAACAUCAUAUUACCGCAACUCUGUAGGUGGCCUGCUUGUCUUUGAUCUCACCAAUCGUAAAACCUUCGACCAUGUGAGGGAAUGGCACAAGGAGGUGAGUGAGCACAUCCUGCCUCACCACAUGGUCUACAUCCUCAUCGGCCAUAAAAGUGAUCUCAACAAGGACCGGAAGGUGAGCAGGGAUGAGGCAGAGCAGCUGGCCGCUGAGCUGGGCAUUCGCUAUGUGGAGACAUCGGCCAAGUGCAACAGCAAUGUGGACCGGGCCUUUGAGCUGCUGACCAGGGACAUCUACGAGCUGAUGAAGAUGGGGGAGAUCGUCACCCGUGAUGGGUGGGAUGGCGUGAAGAGUGGCCUGACUGCCAAGGUUCUCUACUCUGCAGAGGAUGAAGAGUUGGCCCCUCCAUCAGCUGAAAAAAGCUGCCACUGCUGACUGAGAAGUCUAUGUGUUCCAACACUAUCCUAUCACACCAAGAGCUCACUUUGUCUCACAGCCGAUCAUCAAAACCAAAUCACUGAGGCUUAGCACCCUGUGAUAUCACCAUCCAUCACUUCCUCACCUUGUGUUUUGUGACCUUUCUGUGUUGAUUUUUCAGACCACUGGGAUUAUUUUCAAUCAGGAUGCGAGAGUAAAUACCAAUGUGUACCUGUUGGGAAAGUAUUGUAUUGUUAAUUUGAUAUGAUGUAGCAUGAGUCGAGCUGUUUUGAGCCUCAUCUUGCUCAAGAAAAAAAAAGAAAGCAUGCCAAUGUGAUCAGGUGUUGUUGCUUAAAGUGUAGCCAGUACUCCUUUUCAUAGCAAUGGAGCUAAAGGACUACUGAGCAUA